Sinocyclocheilus grahami is the source of this 2218-nucleotide messenger RNA. Its product is annotated as apoptosis regulator Bcl-2-like. The transcript has 2 exons. The record is from RefSeq and is a predicted model, not a curated record. Gene Ontology annotation, biological process: extrinsic apoptotic signaling pathway in absence of ligand; release of cytochrome c from mitochondria; regulation of apoptotic process. NCBI's taxonomy places the organism in Eukaryota, Metazoa, Chordata, Actinopteri, Cypriniformes, Cyprinidae. Gene Ontology annotation, molecular function: BH domain binding. The coding region runs from base 499 to 1143 and encodes 214 amino acids. Gene Ontology annotation, cellular component: mitochondrial outer membrane.
CAUAUCUGAGUGACUGCGCAGAGCAGACGCCUCUAAACACUACUUCUACAGAGACAGAGCUGAUUUCGACAGUGUGCCGUCCUCACACCAGCCGCUCCGCGAGAGAAGAAUCUCACAAGUGCGCGGCCGGCCUCUUCCGUCUCCAGCAGCUCGGGACUCUUUUACGCGGAUAAACGAUGGCUUACCGCGCGCGAUUCCCACUCAAAUCACCAGAGACUGUCUCGCCCGUGCUUACAGGGCGUGUUUGUUUAAUCUGAUACGGAGGAAGAUGCUUAAAUCCUCUCCUGCAUGCCUGGAAUUUUCUGCUGGGAACAGAAAGUGGGCGUUUCUCCCCACACCGAAGCGCCGGGGGAUUCCUGCGAGUGCCGCAACUUGCAGUUUCAAGUGAGGCAACAUGCAGUAAGUUCAGAUGCGCAGUUAUCUAAGGGUUAAUAAAAUCAGCAUUGAUAUGAUGAAGAUGCGCCUGGAUUUAUAAGAUAAGGUUAGUGAGCGAUAUAUAUGCGGGUCGAGAUGGCACAGGAGAAUGUGUAUGAUAACCGCAGCAUAGUGGUGAAGUACAUCCAGCAUAAGCUCUGGAAGAGGGGAUACGUGUGGGACGUGGACGGACACGAGGACAGCGUCUCGAAUGGACUGAUGAUGGAGAGGCGGGAGGACCGCGGCAUCUCUCCCAGCUCCCGUCACGACCCGUGCAGGGCUCUUCAGAGGGUGCUGCGGGAGGCCGGGGAUGAACUGGAGCGGCUUUAUCAGUCGGACUUUGCGGAGAUGUCCAAACAGCUGCAUCUCACGUCCAUCACGGCGCACCAGCGCUUCACCGCGGUCAUAGACGAGCUGUUCAGGGACGGCGUGAACUGGGGCAGAAUCAUCGCUUUUUUCGAGUUUGGAGGGACUGUUUGUGUCGAGUGCGUGAGUAAGGAGAUGACGGCGCAUGUGGAUAACAUUGCGGGCUGGAUGACAGAGUAUCUGAACGGGCCGCUGCACGGCUGGAUCCAGGAGAACGGCGGAUGGGAGGCGUUUGUGGAGCUCUACAGCAGGCAGAGGGACUCUGUGUUUCGCAGCUCGUGGUCAUCAAUAGUAACGGUCUUCGGUCUAGCGGCUCUCGGGGCCGUUGGCUUGACCAUAGGAGCCUACCUUGCUCAGAAAUGAGGAGCCUUCCCCUUCUUCAGUCGCUUGCCCUCUCUCGCCGUCUGAACCCCUCCUCUGCUUUCCCCAGAAGACAUUCGUGUCCCAGGACUGCUCCUCUUCAAAGCUUCUCUCCCACUCUCUACAAGGUUUUCUUCUCUGCCCUCAAACACAAAGACAGAAAAGACAGGAAAUAAACGCGCUGCCGACAGAUCAUGAGAGGAUGGAAGAGAAGAAAAAUAACGAGGUGAAAGAGACACAAUGUCAUUGGCAGAAUUAGAUCAGAUCUCAAAGACUUUUGACAGUUUUGGUGUUCUUAAAAACGAUGGAAAAAUACAAAGGUCAAGACACAUCUGGAGGUUUUGAAGGUCUGUGCUGAUUGAAAGUAUCUUCGGACGACACCAGCACUCUCCAAAUGUCCUUUAAGAGUCAGGUUGAUCUUAAGAGACAAUCUGCACUAAACUACCAUCGUUGCUCUUAGUUGUUUUGGUAGGAUUAAUUGUAGCCCGUCUUUUACCCAUUGCUCUCUCCAGCUAACGUUUCUUGUGCCACCAUCCUUGUAUCAUAUCGUAAGAAAGAACCUGAAGAAGGAAAAGAGAGAAAUGCAGAGACAAUGUCCCUCAAGCCACCUGAUUUUGAUGAAAUUUUGUGCUCAAGAUACGGGUGAGAGAUACAGUAUGCAGAGGGAACAGCUGAAAAAUGGAUAGUGGGAUGCCAGUCUCUCUUUGUAGCAACUUAAAGAGCAUUAUUGAAGACUGAAGAAGGGUUUCCUAGAAGUGAUUUGGGCCAGAAGGUAAAUAGAAAGGACCGAAUGGGAAAGUAGUUGUCUUUUAGACUUUAAGAGAGCCUUGGUUAGACACUUUAUUGACAUGUUUGACAGAUGCAUGUGAACCGGUCAAAAGACCUCAAGCUGUACAGUAUGUUCAAAGGUUUAUUCUUCUUUAAUACUCCAGAUACACAUCUGUUCACUCUAGUGUUCAUUCAUACACCAAAAGAAGCAGUUGGGCGGAUCUCAAAUCUGUCAAGAGCAAAAAUUCAUCUCAAAAUCAAAAGGAAGAUAUAUUAAUAUAUUAUAUACACACACUACCGUUCAAAAGUU